This is a messenger RNA of Micropterus salmoides (largemouth bass), 1578 nucleotides long. It is a transcript of the gene fam3c, whose product is annotated as FAM3 metabolism regulating signaling molecule C. NCBI's taxonomy places the organism in Eukaryota, Metazoa, Chordata, Actinopteri, Centrarchiformes, Centrarchidae. The record is from RefSeq and is a predicted model, not a curated record. The transcript has 10 exons. Bases 153 to 833 code for a protein of 226 amino acids.
GUGGAUUCUCUCUUCUUCCGCCGACCAGCUCAGCUGUCAUUACAGGAUCACUUUCAUAUCUGGGAUAGCUUGAGCAAUACCAGAAUUCGUAGCUACCGUGGCUUUUGGGGCAGAUCGUUAGCUGUUGAAAAAGUGGCUGGAGGCUCGCUAAGAUGAUCAGGGCUGGCGGUGUUUUGAAGUUAGCAGCGCUCAUCUUUGCGUUCCUCUUGGCCGUCUUUCUGGCUUUUCAACUGCUAGAGAUCAACAUGGAUUUUAAACUGAGCAGUGUGUUGUCAAGAGCUAUGCCAGUUAAUGAAGGAUUAAAGCCAGUCAAGUACAAGUGUGGGCUGUCCAAGUCAUGUCCACCUGGACACUUCGCCUUCAAGAUAGCGAGUGGGGCAGCCAGUGUGGUGGGGCCCAGAAUGUGUCUGGAGGACAAAUUACUAAUGAGCGGUGUUAAGAACAAUGUGGGGAGAGGAAUCAACAUUGCCCUGGUUAAUGGUAAAACAGGGGACGUUAUCAAGACAAACUUUUUUGAUAUGUGGGCAGGAGAUGUGGCUCCUUUCAUUAAAUUCCUGAAGGAAAUUGAGGAAGGGACAGUUGUGAUGAUGGCUUCAUUCGAUGAUUCCUCAACAAAACUCAGUGAUGAAGCCAGGAAGCUAAUUGCUGAUCUGGGCAGCUCAGCUAUUAAUAGUUUGGGCUUCCGGGAUAACUGGAUCUUUGUAGGAGGGAAAGGCAUCAAGACCAAGAGUCCAUUUGAGCAGCAUGUAAAGAACAGUGCAGACACCAACAAAUUUGAGGGCUGGCCCGAGGUGUUGGAGAUGGAAGGCUGCGUGCCUCAGAGGCAGGACUGAUCCGAGCUCCUGCUGUAAUCGUCGACCACCCCUUUCUAGUCCUGCAUGUCCACCUGGCCAUCCUGAAAUUCCUGAGAGUUUUUCAUAAUUUUAUGCUUCUUUUGGCUGAGAGAUCAUUUUACAACUCUCAUCCCCAAACCUUUUAUUAAAUUUUACCUACCACAACAAAGCACCAUCUUGCCAGAAGAUAUUAGUAGGAAUGAGGAACUGGCAUGAACUUUCAGUCAGCCAGAAACUGAAGCUCGGACCUUCUCGCACUCUUCUGUCUGAUUGGAUAUUGUAACAUAGAUUCUUAUUUGGGGUUGUAAAUGAAAUUGGUAGGUAGAGUGCACUGGACAUACCUUUGAUCAUUGGCAUACUGUCACAGCUGUAAGGCCCACACGCUUAGUUGUGUUGCGUUAUUGCACUGUUGUGGAUGGAAAUGGAUUUCAUUGCCCAGAAGUGGAUAAUUGCUAUUACCUGUUCCCUGCCUUAAUAUCAUUAACCUAUUCAUGUUUUUGUUUUUUUUUUACUUUUCAUAUGACUUUGUGGUUCCUUUGUUUCUUUCAGAGUUGUUUAUUUUGAGAAACUUAAUUUUAACAGGGCUUGAAAAGGCUUCUUUCCAUGAUAUUAUAACCAAAUGUACCAAAUUCACUGUGAAAUUUGUAAAUAUUACUUUCAAGUAGGGUUCAGAUCUGAGAAAAUUCUAAUUUAAUAAACAUUGUAAUAAUAUAAUUUCCAGAAAUAAAUGAUAUUGUUAGUAAUA